AUGGAUUUGAUCAGUGCCCUGCCAGUAGAUGGAAGACUUGAAAUUCUACAGCGUGUUCCUUUUGAAGAAGCAGCAAGAGCAGACAUCUUGUCGAGUACAAGCAUUUGGUCUGAUCGUCCACAACUUGUGUUUAAUAAGUUCUUGUUUGAAGAGCGCAGCAGAUGGAUUGCACUCGAUCUAACUGCAUGGGUGGACAGAGUGAACGAAACUAUCCGUCGUCACAACGGUCCCAUUGGAAACGUUAUUCUCCACGUUCCGGACAAACAAUUUAAAUGGGCUCCACAUAUUAACAUCUGGGUGUUUUCCCUGUCAAGGAAGAGCAUCGAGGGACUCACUGUGGAUAAUUGCCAAAAUGAUACAUACAAGAUCGGUUUUCUCUCUUCUUGCCUAAACUUGACAAGAUUGGAGCUCCGUAAUUGUAUUUUCAACCAAUCAUCUGGUGUUUUUCGGAAUCUCCAGCACAUUUAUCUUAAGAAAAUAGCAUUUGGUUCCGACCAAGUUGGUACUGUUAACCUCGAUGCCCCAUUGCUGGUGUCUUUAAAUCUUUCUUACUGUGUUGGCUUUAAAUAUUUGAAUGUCCAUGCUCCAAAUCUCAAAGUCGUUUCUGCCGUCAAUGAAUAUGACGCAAUUCUUGAUGACAAGGAUGAAUUUUCUUUAAGGGUUAGGCGGACAAAAUGCGAUGUCCAUUGGUUGUUCUGUGGUUGA
Camellia sinensis is the source of this 705-nucleotide messenger RNA. The record is from RefSeq and is a predicted model, not a curated record. Lineage: Eukaryota; Viridiplantae; Streptophyta; Magnoliopsida; Ericales; Theaceae.